Molecule: messenger RNA, 709 nt
Organism: Rubroshorea leprosula
Lineage: Eukaryota; Viridiplantae; Streptophyta; Magnoliopsida; Malvales; Dipterocarpaceae
Source: the annotation of a GenBank genome assembly
CGGUUUCAUCCACAUGGAUAUCUUCUUCAGAAGAUCCUGAUAGUUCUUCAUAUGCUGUCAACGGACAGAUCAAUACUUAAAAAACUAUAUCAACAUUAAAAGGCAUGUUGUAGCAAUGGGAAAUGAUUGCUACACCUUCCAGUUCAACAUUUUCCGAUUUAAGGAUGAUGGUUCGUUCGACGGCGACGACAACGUCGGCGCGGCAGCCGCUCAUCAGUCGAAGAAGUCGCGAUUGAGCAACGCAGAGCGGUCGGCCUACUUCUCUAGGAGGGAGUACUCCGUUCCGUUCUCCAAGAAUUUGCUCGUCGCCGAGCCGUCGGGUGACUCGGGUCCAUCAAGCCUCUCGUUUAUGGCCGCUCCGUCGAGAACAGGAAGGCCAUUUUCUCACUUUUUUUCCAAACGCUCAAGCAUCUUUCUAUUAUCAAGGAUGGAGAUGGAAGAGUCAGGAGGAAUUGAUUUACAUAAUUGCAUAUGACAUUCUUUUUGGUCAGAUAUUUCUGAACCCUAUGUUAUUGUGAACAUUCUAAAAUCGGAUUUCAAUUUUGCCUUGCAUGAUCAGAGAAGCAAUACAUGGACCGUGCCAUUCUUUUGCAACCUUCCUGCUUUGGAUCUGGUACCGUCGCUGAGAGAUUGGACCAUUUGCUCCCUUGUUAUGGUGCAGGUAACUUUCGGUCUUCCAUCUGUUGGUGAUUAAAUUUAUAUCCUCUUA